This is a messenger RNA of Megalobrama amblycephala (Wuchang bream), 6999 nucleotides long. RefSeq names its product potassium voltage-gated channel, shaker-related subfamily, member 1b (gene kcna1b). Gene Ontology annotation, cellular component: neuronal cell body; voltage-gated potassium channel complex; membrane. The transcript is spliced from 2 exons. The coding region runs from base 1866 to 3347 and encodes 493 amino acids. Lineage: Eukaryota; Metazoa; Chordata; Actinopteri; Cypriniformes; Xenocyprididae. Gene Ontology annotation, biological process: potassium ion transmembrane transport; protein homooligomerization. Gene Ontology annotation, molecular function: protein binding; delayed rectifier potassium channel activity. The record is from RefSeq and is a predicted model, not a curated record.
UUGUAGUUUUCGAUGGUAUCCACUGUAGAAAGCUGUAGAAAGCUCCUAAAUCAUGGAUCAUUUUCCACAGCUCACGUUGUCUGGAGAUUUAUGUCUACUGAAGUUUCUUGGAAAGAUAUUUUUGAAGUGUUUCAUCAGCAGGACAAUCCAAAAACACAUUAAAUAACAGUACAAGCCACUGAAGAGAUAUGUCUCUCCCUUACAGCCAUUUCAUUGAUUCCAUUAUAAAUCAAAGAUGGCGCUACUGUGAAUAAGGUCUAUAUUGUGGUCCGACACAGAUUUCUUUUUCAUCUAAAGAUUGUAUUAUUUUUCUUCUGUAAUUAUUAUUUUAUUCUCUACAUAAUUUAAUUGACCAUACAUAAAAACACGUUAAGUCUUUCCCUCACAACCUCGCUGCUCUGAAUUUUAAUGUCACAUAACUGCUCUUAUACUCACUCAACUAUUGAAACUGAAUUGAAAUUUCAUAUUAAUUAAAGUUGUUGACAUCCCCCAACAUUAUUUAAUGUACACUUUAAAGAUGAAGACUGGGAUAUAACCAUGAAAAAAGAGGAAGUACUGACAAACAAAUCAUUUUACGCCGUAUAUGAGUGUGAGGUUUGUUGUUAGUGCUGUAGUGGUGUGUAAACCUGUUUUCCCUCCUCUUCUCCUCACUCUUUUACUAACUCCUGGUUGCCAUGGAGAAUUGUGUUGAUCUCUCGUACUGAGAGCGAUUGCGCUGCUGAGGACUGGAUGAUAUUCACAGAGCUACAGUCUUCACAUUGUACAUCUCAAUGAUGCUUUGACCAAACAGAUAAUGCUUUCCAUUUUCACACGAAAAGGCAUCUAAAUGUAAUCGAAUACAAAAAAAAUCACAGCAAUCUCUCAGGUGUAUUAUUCGCAGUCUGAUUUAAGUAUUAAGCAUCAAUUUGUAUGUAACUAUGAGCAAAAUAAGUAGAUCAUGCUGCUAGCAAAGCCAAGGUCACAGGUUUGAAAAUGGAAGAUCAGUUGUUUUUACUUCAUCCAACCUUUAAAUGUACCUUUGUUGGUGAAUGCAAAUGACAUCAGAUUGCUUAAAUCAUAUUAAAUAAUAAUUUUGAUUGAAUCAUUUUUUUUUUUUUUAAAUUUAGAUGUUACCACAUUUUAUGCUUCAAAUAUACUAAGUCUGCUCAGUGCUCCAAAAAAUGAUCCAAAAAAACAUUUUUACUCUAAAUAAAAUACCAAAGGUGUAGCAUUCUGGUUCAAGGUUACAUGCAAAUUGGUAUUUAUUAGUAGAUACUUGUUAAUCUGCUUUUAUGGUAAUUUGUGAACAAAAAGACACACUAAUGAUAGAAACAAAUACCAUUUAAACAGGAAUUUCUCCUUCAGCUGUAGUGUGUCCCAUCAGAUGUGUGGAAAAGGACAUUUGGCAACAUGCUGGAGUCUGUCUGCAUUGCGCAUUACACAUCCACUCACUCACUCACCCACUCACUCUCGCUCUCUCACCCUCCCUCCUUCCCUCUCUCUCUCUGUUUGUGUCUCCACUGUUCUGCUGCACGGGUUUGAGGAGCACUGCAAGUUUGCCGUUGUCUGACGGCAGUAGGAUGUGUAUUGUGGAUGUAUAAUAUUCUUGCUGUAUGAAUGUGAGGCUGUAAUGUGAGAUCUAUUUUUAAUAACACAUAGGAGGUUUUGCGCAGAUCUUUCCUGCACUGUUCCUCAAUCUGACUGCCCACGUGAAGACAUGAAGUAGGCGCAGUGGUCCAUGGGACAUGGAGAUGGUCGACAUUUGGUGGAACAUGAUGCUGGAUGUCCUGUUGGGUCACUGACUAUUCAAACUGCAGGGCGUUGGAUGCGCACUCAACCCACCUGAACAUCCACUGCCAUCCAGUACUGCGAGUUUGAUCUCCAGGAUGACUGUGGUGGUUGCUGGAGAUAACAUAGACGAGACGUCCUCCACUCUGCAGGGGCAACCGCAGGACUCGCAGUAUUCCCCCGAGUGCUGCGAGCGGGUGGUCAUCAACAUCUCAGGGCUGCGCUUUGAGACACAACUCAAGACGCUUGCCCAGUUCCCCGACACCCUAUUAGGCAACCCCAAAAAAAGGAUGCGCUACUUUGACCCUUUAAGGAACGAGUACUUCUUUGACAGAAACCGUCCCAGCUUUGACGCAAUCCUCUACUACUAUCAGUCAGGGGGAAGGUUAAGAAGACCCGUCAAUGUACCCUUGGAUAUGUUCUCGGAGGAAAUUAAGUUUUAUGAGCUUGGAGAAGAAGCCAUGGAAAAAUUUCGAGAGGAUGAGGGCUUUAUUCGUGAGGAAGAGCGCCCCUUGCCGGAGAAUGAGUUUCAGAGACAGAUUUGGCUGCUUUUUGAGCAUCCCGAGAGCUCAGGCCCUGCCAGAGGGAUCGCGAUUGUCUCCGUCAUGGUUAUUCUCAUUUCUAUCGUCAUAUUUUGUUUGGAGACUUUACCAGAGUUGAAAGAGGAUCCACAUGGACGGCUCCAGGUGAUAGGGAACAGCACGUUCUACUACAAACCAAAUAUUUUUACCGACCCCUUCUUUGUUGUGGAGACACUCUGCAUCAUCUGGUUUUCUUUUGAGUUGAUAGUCCGUUUUUUCGCUUGCCCGAGCAAACCUGCCUUCUUCAAAAACAUGAUGAACACGAUCGACAUAGUGUCCAUCAUUCCAUAUUUCAUAACGCUCGGAACGGAGAUGGCAGAGGACCCCGAGGAUGGAAAGGAGCUGAAGGGUGGAGGAGAGCAGGCUACGUCUCUUGCCAUUCUCAGGGUUAUCCGGUUGGUUCGGGUGUUUCGGAUAUUUAAGCUGUCCAGACACUCCAAGGGGCUUCAGAUCUUAGGCCAGACUUUGAAAGCCAGCAUGCGUGAGUUAGGACUUCUCAUCUUUUUUCUUUUUAUCGGCGUCAUCUUGUUUUCCAGCGCGGUGUAUUUUGCCGAGGCCGAAGAGAAGGAUUCCUUCUUCACAAGUAUCCCAGACGCCUUCUGGUGGGCGGUGGUUUCGAUGACAACCGUAGGGUAUGGAGACAUGUACCCUGUUACGAUCGGGGGCAAGAUAGUAGGCUCUCUAUGUGCCAUUGCUGGAGUGCUAACGAUCGCGCUUCCAGUGCCUGUGAUUGUGUCCAACUUUAACUAUUUCUAUCACAGAGAAACCGAAGGUGAUGAACAGGCACAGCUCCUCACAGUGAGCAACCCGAACAUCGCGUCCGACUCCAACUCCAGUCGUCGCAGCUCGUCGGUCGUCAGCAAGUCCGAAUACAUGGAGAUUGAUGAUGACCUCAAUAACAGCAUUGAUAACUUUCGAGAGGCGAACCUGCGAACUGGGAACUGCACAGUUGCGAAUCAGAACUGUGUAAAUAAAGGGAAGCGUCUCACAGAUGUAUAGAUUUCCAGUGUCAUUCUAGGCCAUUACAAGACUGUACAUAGUGUAGUCUAUUCAUAUAUCAGAAUGCUUAACCUGGACCUCUGAUAAUGUAUUAUUUCAUUGCAUAUGUUUGAUCUUAAGUCCACAAGAGUUGCUUUGAUUCUGUUUGAAGAUUGGUAGUCUAAAAUAUGCCUAUGGACACCAAAUUUUAAACAAGUAAAAGACAGAAUAACUAUUCGUCGGAUGGUUAGAGUACUUGGGUAUAUAAAUGACUUUACAUUUUACAAUGCACCUUAUCCCAAAAUAUUAUUAGUUAUUCAGUGACAAAAACUAGAUUUGCUUGUAGAACAUUUAUGUUUUUGUACCAUAUGUUCAUCAUGUAUUUAUUUUACUUGUUUAUUUGCUCAUUAAGGCUACUUAAAUCCAUUUACAAACUGAAUGUUGAUUAAUUAUGCAGAUCAUGGCAUGUUUUUUGAAACGUUGAGGUCUGUUUGAUAUGGUACUAUGUAUCUUGCUUUAAUUAAUACAUGAACUUCAUCACAUAUAGCCAAGUCGACAGUACGACUCUCUUAAAUUACAACCACUGCCCAUUAAAAGCACAACUUCCUUAAAUAUCUUUAAAAACAAACUAUUUAAAAUCUGUUCCAGGCAGUAUUACAUUUUUAAAAGUAUGACUUCAUUUGUUAAAGCUUUUUAAAUGUACAUAUUCAAUACUAUACUUAAUCAUUCAAUAUAUUUAUCUAUAUUAAAUAAUUGUAGUUAUUAUAUUGAAUAUAAUAUUUAAUACAUUAUGAUUGCAUAUUUAAUAAUUAUUAUUUAAAUAAAUAAUUUAAUAGUGCCUUCAGUCAUAUAGAGUGUCUCUACAUGCAAUAGUUACUGUAAAACAUUUGCAAAUCUUAAUCAUACAUGAUAUGUCGAGGGAUAUUCCAGAGCUGCUGGGAUUGAAUUUCAGGACAUGGUCCCUCAACAUCCUUGUACAUAAAAUAGAAUUAGGUACAUCUCGCUGGAUCAGGCAUUGCUUUUCAAAGAAGUGUGAAACGUUGUGUUUUUCAUCUUCAUGUAUUCUUUUGUAAUGGCUGUGUUUUGCUCAUUGGUUUCUUUGGAUCUACCUCAGUGUGGCCAUGCAUAGUAAGCUUGUGAAUGCACAACUUCAUAUCCAGUCAAACGAUCCUGUCCUGUGGGUUUAGAGAGUUGAGUAUGCAAUAGAAGUGAAACACUUCAAUUUAAAAUAAGACUCCAUAAAACUAUAACUACAAACAAAGUUUAGAAAUAGUACACAGUUGUUGUUGUUAAUAGAAAUUAGACGAUUCCGAGUGAUGCUAAGCACAAGCGCUAAUAGUGCUGUAUAAUACGCACAGGUCUGCAUCAGGGACUGUAAUUGGUAGAAACUGCCAAUAUCUGUAUCAAUGUGAGUUGCAGUCUAAAAAGAAUACCUUUAAUUUGAGUGUACAUGUUGUCUUUUAAAAUCUAAUGCACUUUAAUGAGAAUUUAUGUAUUUAUAUGGUUUCGUAACGAGAAUGACAUAAAAGUACGAAAGGUAAAAUAAAGAAUCUAAAGACGAUGUGUUGAUUUGUCCACGUUAAGGAUGUGUGUUAGGCAUCUUAACCAGCAUAUGUGUUUUACAACCCUUUAAUUCGUUCUUUGGGGCAUUUAUUAUAUUCACUUAAAUACUAAACAUCACAACUGUGAUGCUUUGCCAGCAAGUUAAAUAGCUGAGAUGAAAGCUAUAUUUUUACAAAGAAGUCUGUAUAAAAGAAAUACAUGCCAGAGUGGGGUUUAUUUAAUGUGAAUAUAGAUGUCUGCAGUUUAAAAAACACUCAUUUUUAUAUGAAACGUUAAAGAAUAAAAUAAAAUACAAGACAGUGGACCAAAAAGAGUUUUUCAUGUAAUUUAUGUAGAUAAUGAAUAUGGAAACAAAAAUGGCAAUGAUUGAAAGUUGUCAAUAUAUUAUGUUACAGUAAAUCAAAUUUUAAUCCACCAUAUGCGAUACAGAAUGGAUAAAAAAUAGGAACAAGAUAACCAGGGUUCUCAAUCUUUAUCAUGUGUAUUUACAUAAUCAUCCAGGCUUUCAACUUUGUUAGCAUCAUUUUGAUUUCUUUUGAAGAUGGAAGGGUUUGAUAUCCCUGCUGAAAAAUAGAGCAGCAUGAUUUCCAUGCUGAUCCAGGCUGGUUAGAGUUGGUAUAGUGCUGGUCUAGCUAGUGCAACCCAAUAGUGUGGCCCAGAUCUGGCUCACAUCUGGUACAUGUAGAUCUCACGUGGACCAGAUGUGGGCCGGAUCUGGGCAGACACUAUGUUGCUAUCAACUGUAGAAACACAGAACCACACGAAACAGCAGUCUGAGGACAUCGGCGUUUGACCAGAAGUUAGGGUGGUGCUCGACGAUCACGUAUCCCGCACCAACCACAAACCCUACCCUUCAGUAUAACUAUACGCUCUACCUUAAUGAAUGCAAACCCCACCCAACCGCUAAACCUACCCUUGGCCUGGCACUGCUGUCCUUAGACUGCUGUGACGGUGAUGCAGCUGGUUAUUAUUGCAAAACAUUUUAUUAUGCUGGUGACCAAUGAGACUUUCAAUUUUUCAGUAGAGAUAAAUGAGUGAAUUCAAAAGCAUUUCUGCAUUAAAUGGCUUCUUUUAAAAAACAGGGCCUGGUUUCCAUGUUGGGCUUGUCCUAUGAGUGUUAUGCCAUAAAUGAAACUAAAGCACUUUGAUAUUAUGCAUGCAGGCAGCUCUGGGUUUACGUUGCUCUGACAUGAAUCAUGCAAAUGCUGGGAAAAGCUUUUUCUUUCUGUAUUUUUUAUUGUUAUAAAAUAAUCAAAUCAUUUCAUUGUUAUUUUGCGGUUGGCAUACUUUGACUAUUUAUGUGCUGAUAAGGUGUAUUAUAUAACAUGACACUAUGACCAUUUUAAGUCACUUUUUUUUUUUUUUUACAGUUUUUAAAGAAUGUUUUUCUAAAUUCAUUUCAACUCAAACUUUAGGAUAAAUGAGAAGCUUCAAUGAUUCACUUUGAUAAAUAAAAAUAAUUCAAAUCCUCAUCAUGCCUCAACAAGGACUUGUUAUUUCUGUUGCAUUACAAAAGUCUGAAAGUCGGUAUGAAAUGGAUGUUGCGAUAGUCUAUUGUGAUGUAUAUCUGAGCCCCCGUUUACACUAGUGUGUUUGCGUUUUAAAGCGCUAAAGUUUAGCUUAAGUUUUACGCAGGUGUUUUUUUCGAACCUCGAAAAUGGAGACUUUUGAAAACGCUGCAGACCCCGUUUUAGUUUGAAAACCUAAACGGAAGACCUAAACAGAAACUUUUGAAAACGAUGGCGUGGCUGCCCACGUUAGCACGUUACAUGUAGUGUAGACAGAGAUUAUUUCUGAAAUGCUGUGGAAGUGGCAGUGUAAACAAGGAUCGUUUUCAUUUUAAAACGCCGUUCUAAAACGAAAAUGCACUACUGUAAACGGGGCCUGAGUGAAAAGGAUUCUAGAAUGAGAAAAAUGUAGGGCAGGAUUUAGGGCCGCAAUAGAUAAUGCGCCGAUAGACAAUGAUUUCUUGUAUCGACGAUAGCCAAAGAUAAUGUUAGUAAUUAGACAGACAUACAUGUUAUUGGUUCGUUUAACCCUUAAAUGCAUACCUCGGGUCUUUAGUGACCCGGGACGUCAUUCACUACCCUCCUCCUCGUUCAGUUUUUAA